CUCACACGUCCUUCCUGUUUCUCUUUUGCAGAUGGCAGAAUUUCCAUAGUACCUCUGAGUCCCACAUCUUGGUGUGGGACUUCAGUCUCAGCUCCACUGGCUAGAAAAAUAAAUGGGAUUUGCACAAAUUACAGCCGAACUGAAAUCCUGACUGCAGUGUUAAUAUCCUUUUCUUCUAGUUGUUACUAACAGGAAAGUCAAUGUCGUCAGAAGAUCUAGAAGCCCAGGAGGAUGAACUUUUGGCCCUGGCGAGUAUUUAUGAUGCAGAUGAGUUCAGAAAAGCAGAGUCCGUCCAAGGUGGAGAAACAAGGAUCUAUCUGGAUCUGCCGCAGAAUUUCAAGAUAUUUGUGAGCGGCAAUUCAAAUGAGUGUCUCCAGAAUAGUGGCUUUGAAUACACCAUUUGCUUUCUGCCACCACUUGUGCUGAACUUUGAACUGCCACCAGAUUAUCCAUCCUCCUCCCCACCUUCAUUCACACUUAGUGGCAAAUGGCUGUCACCAACUCAGCUCUCUGCUCUCUGCAAGCACCUAGACAACCUGUGGGAAGAACACCGAGGCAGUGUGGUGCUGUUUGCCUGGAUGCAGUUUCUUAAGGAGGAAACCCUCACCUACCUGAAUAUUGUCUCUCCUUUUGAGCUCAAGAUGGGGUCUCAGAAAAAAGUUCAGAGAAGGACAACAGCUCAGGCCUCUUCCAGCACAGAACUAGGUUUUGGAGGAGCUGCUGGAUCUGAUGUAGACCAAGAAGAAAUUGUGGACGAGAGAGCGGUGCAGGAUGUAGAAUCAUUGUCAAGUCUGAUCCAAGAAAUCUUGGACUUCAAUCAAGCUCAGCAGAUGAAAAGCUUCAACAGUAAAUUGUUCCUGUGCAAUAUAUGUUUCUGUGAGAAGCUGGGUAGUGAGUGCAUGUACUUCUUGGAGUGUAGACAUGUGUACUGCAAAGCCUGUCUGAAGGACUACUUUGAAAUCCAGAUCAAAGAUGGCCAAGUGAAAUGCCUCAACUGUCCAGAACCAAAGUGCUCUUCAGUGGCUACUCCUGGUCAGGUCAAAGAGCUGGUGGAAGCAGACUUAUUUGCUCGCUAUGACCGCCUCCUUCUCCAGUCUACCUUGGAUCUAAUGGCUGAUGUGGUGUACUGUCCCCGCCCAUGCUGCCAGCUCCCUGUGAUGCAGGAGCCUGGUGGUACUAUGGCUAUCUGCUCCAGCUGCAAUUUUGCCUUCUGUACCCUGUGCAGACUGACCUAUCACGGGGUCUCUCCAUGUAAGGUAACUGCAGAAAAAUUAAUAGACCUAAGAAAUGAAUACUUACAAGCAGAUGAAGCUACUAAAAGGUUCUUGGAACAGAGAUAUGGCAAGAGGGUGAUUCAGAAGGCCUUGGAGGAGAUGGAAAGUAAAGACUGGCUGGAAAAGAACUCCAAGAGCUGCCCCUGCUGCGGAACUCCCAUACAGAAGUUAGACGGCUGUAACAAGAUGACCUGUACCGGCUGUAUGCAGUACUUCUGCUGGAUCUGCAUGGGUUCUCUGUCCAGAGCAAACCCUUACAAACACUUCACUGACCCCGAUUCUCCAUGCUUUAACAGACUCUUCCAUGCUGUGGAUGUUAAUGGAGAUGUUUGGGAAGAUGAAAUUGAAGACUAGUUCAUUCCUUCUGCUUGCCAUAUAGAAAUGGAGUGGUUUGCCCUAAUCUUCCGUCAAGUACACAAAGAAACCUUGCAAGAUGUUUAGGGUACCAUAUAUUCACACUUCCUAUGUAGAAGGAAGAACAGGGUUUAUAUUUUUCUUUGGUACUACUGAUUAAGGCACAUAGAUUUUUUUUCCAUGUAACAUAAUUCUGACAAAAUUAUAUGCCAAAGGUUCAGAAAUGAAAACUAUAGGAGAUUAAAUAUUAUAAUAUGCCCAAACUGUGGAUAUAUAAAGUAAAUAUUUAUUUUCUUCCCCAAGCUUUAGGUUAGGGAAAGGGUCAAGAGUUGAACUUUCAGACUAUGUCCAAGAAGCCUGACACUGUUGGAGCCCUCUCAGUACUAUCCCUUGCAGUUGGGGACGGUCACAGCCCCAUUGACACUGUACCGAGAGCCUGGUCCAUUUGCUGUAUACUGCAAUCUCUUUCUUCAGUUCCUUUGGAGAGAGCCUUCUACUCUGUAACUGACCAGCUGUUCCAGUCAUUCUGAUCUACCACUUUUCAGAAUAGAAAUUUACAAUACAUUUAAAAAUACUGUUAGUACCACAAGCUCUGUGGGUCACUUGGUGUUUAUGAAUGGUAUAUUGAAUCCACUAGUGUAGAGCCAACUGUGGGCUUGAGUGAUUCUGAUUCAGAGCUCCCCCUCCUGCUCGCUUGGGCAGAAGACUCAGACUCAGAGUUGUCUCUGCCACAUUUUGUUCUCCACUUUCUCCUCUGCUCCCCUGCCUUCUGUUGGCAAGGGCAGUUUUAAUCUUGAUUUCAGCAGUGUGUUAUUUCCUCUGCUGGAAUAGGAAAGAGCCCAGUUUUUUCCUCAGAUGAAUACUCUCUGAACCUCUGUACAGACAGCACCACGGUUCUGGCCCCAACCUUCUGAACACGCAGGUCCUCUAAUCACUGAUAGGAAUCGGGCUUCCUAUGCUCCCCCUUAGACACCAGUGUUUGGGGUGAUACUUACAGCUUGAUAGUUGGAUUUUAUUUCUGGGUUUUACUGGCUUUUUGGAAAACUGUCUUCCUCAUGAUUCGGUAAGUGGCUUGGUAGCCACUUGGUUUGGUGAUAUUUUGAAAAUGACAGUCAUUUACCUUCAUCUUGUGAACACGUGUUUUCUACUUUGACACUGAAAAUUAAGGAAUUGCUUAACUGUCAGCACAGACUGAUUCUGGAUUGUCAGUGAGGAUGCUUAAUCUUAAAUAAAAAUAGUUUAAAAUUCAUCCUACAAUUGAAA
Messenger RNA from Phodopus roborovskii (desert hamster), 2891 nucleotides. It is a transcript of the gene Rnf14, whose product is annotated as ring finger protein 14. The record is from RefSeq and is a predicted model, not a curated record. Gene Ontology annotation, cellular component: cytoplasm; ubiquitin ligase complex. NCBI's taxonomy places the organism in Eukaryota, Metazoa, Chordata, Mammalia, Rodentia, Cricetidae. Gene Ontology annotation, biological process: ubiquitin-dependent protein catabolic process; protein polyubiquitination; positive regulation of proteasomal ubiquitin-dependent protein catabolic process. The transcript has 8 exons. Gene Ontology annotation, molecular function: ubiquitin conjugating enzyme binding; ubiquitin protein ligase activity; zinc ion binding. Bases 201 to 1628 code for a protein of 475 amino acids.